GGAUGUCUCCUCCCUUUAUAUUCCUUCUUUGCCUUUCCUAGUCUUGCUCAUACACACAGACUGAACCCAAGAAAGCAAGGGAGAUGGCUCUUCUCCAGUCAAAUCAGGAUGUCAUUUCCUCAGCAUUGCAGGAGUUUAGCAAAUUGCUGAAUCAGCAGGUAUUCACAGAACCUGUAAUCCCUGAGAAAGACAUGAUCACCAUCGUGGAUGACUGGAUAAAGUUCUACCUUUCGUACUUCUCUAAUAAGAUGACAGGGGACCAACAAGAACAGGAGAGAGCCCUGCAAAAACUGCAAGAGGAUCUUUGGAUUUCAGCCAACCCAUUCCUGGACAAGUACAGAGCCUUCCUAAAAGCCCUUUGAGUUCCCAUAUCUCCCAUUCUUGUCCUAGGCUUCAUUUCUAAUAUAUAGCCAAAACUGAGCCCCUCCACUAAUCUGUUCAUCUCCUUUGAAAUCCUAUUGUAUCUUAAUGUCCUCUGACCCUAAAAUCUAGACCUCAAUAAAUCCAUACAUGGGAAUGUC
Messenger RNA from Dromiciops gliroides (monito del monte), 521 nucleotides. It is a transcript of the gene AHSP, whose product is annotated as alpha hemoglobin stabilizing protein. Gene Ontology annotation, cellular component: cytoplasm. Gene Ontology annotation, biological process: protein stabilization; protein folding; erythrocyte differentiation. The transcript has 3 exons. Gene Ontology annotation, molecular function: hemoglobin binding. Bases 84 to 362 code for a protein of 92 amino acids. The record is from RefSeq and is a predicted model, not a curated record. NCBI's taxonomy places the organism in Eukaryota, Metazoa, Chordata, Mammalia, Microbiotheria, Microbiotheriidae.